Molecule: messenger RNA, 1047 nt
Organism: Aphis gossypii (cotton aphid)
Lineage: Eukaryota; Metazoa; Arthropoda; Insecta; Hemiptera; Aphididae
Exons: 1
Coding region: 1-1047 (348 amino acids)
Molecular function (GO): catalytic activity
Source: RefSeq, a predicted model, not a curated record
AUGACAGUACACGUGAAAAUUGUACAGCACAAUGUCAACAGACAAAGAAUAGCAAGCUUACAGCUUAGAGACUUCUGCAUCGAAAACUCGGCAGAUGUUGUGCUGGUACAAGAGCUAGUUACGUGCAGCAACAAUAUCAUCUAUGGCUUCGAGAACUUCCGACAGAUUAGGCGCGGCGACAAAGCCGGUGUGGCCAUUAUAAUAAUAAAUACCCAGAUACAGAUAAUCGAACUUACAACCAUGUCCAGUCAAUAUAUAACAGUGGUUAAGCUGAGUCGUGGCAGAGACUCUGAAGCGAUAACAGUGGUUUCGGCAUAUUUUAAAUACAACAUGCCGACCACCUACUUCAUUGAGAAGUUGCGAGCGGUCCUUACACAAGAACCUCGCAAGGUUAUCGGAGCCGACGUCAACGGCCACUCCGUUCUGUGGCACUGCCCAAAAAGUAACAAUAGAGGCCUUUUGGUGGAAGAAUUAAUAGAGGAUUUUGACCUCACAGUGGCAAACAGGCCGAGCAACAUUCCAACAUACGAUCGAGAAGGCAUGGGCUCAUCAAAUAUUAACUUGACAUUGCUCACGUCACAGACAAGGAACCUAAUCAGCGACUGGACAGUUCGCGACGUCACCGACAGUGACCAUAAUGUAGUAACGUUUAACAUUAAACUUCGCGGCAGCGUCGCACGCGUUUCUACAAACCAUCGGUUUAAUACAAGAAAGGCAGACUGGGAUGCCUUUACACUAAACCUACGGGCACUAAAAACUAUAAUAGAUAGUUCAAAGAUCGAUUUGUAUGCCAACACUAGCAUAAACGCAAUAAAGGAGGCUGCGAGGAAAGCUAUCCCGCUAUGCAGGCGUUCAGACCGCCAAAUUGGCAAACAACCUUGGUGGACUAAUGAGCUGACUCUCCUCCGAAAAGAGCUCGCCAGAAAGAGGCGCAUGGGAUUACACCGCACUAACAGACAGGAGUACUCUGCAGCUCGCAACAGUUACUUGCACAAUAUGAGUGUCAAAGGCGGCCGCAUGGCGCGAUUUCUCCGGCCAAAUAAAUAG